CCUGACGUCGCCUCACGGAUGUUUAAAGGGGAUAGAAGUCUGGUCCGUUACAGCGUUCAGACCUCAUGUGGAGAUGCAAGCGAGACAUCAUUUAAAUGUAGGUAAACGAAGUUAUAUUCGUGUUUACGACCUUUGCUUUUUGCCUGAAGACAAGAAAUGGACCGGUGUCUGCGUCUAUCCGAACUGACAGACUGAACGCGAUCGUUUGUCCUGUAUUGAUGAGCCUGAAAGCAUGAAGUUGUGAAGCAGGUAGUGACCCAUUUAUUAUGGUAAACACUGCUUGUAAUGCACAAGCGCCUCAUGUCAGAAUGGGGGCCCUGGCAUGGAAGCGGUGCGUUGGAUGUGGAUGCAAGAUUUCAGACCGCUUCCUCCUGUUUGCUUUGGAUGGGUACUGGCACUGCCACUGUCUCAAGUGCUCCUGCUGUCAAGCCCAGCUGGCAGAAAUUGGCUCAUCGUGUUUCACAAAGCGUGGCUUGAUCCUCUGCAAAAGUGACUAUAUAAGAUUAUUCGGUCACAGCGGAGCCUGCAGGGCUUGCAGUAAGUCCAUCCCAGCAAAUGAAAUGGUUAUGCGAGCACAGGGCAAUGUUUUCCAUGUCAAGUGUUUUGUAUGCUCCAUCUGCUAUAACCAGCUAGUACCCGGUGACCGUUUUCACUACACAAAUGGAAAACUGUACUGUGAGCGGGACAGACCAACAGCUUCUGCGUACAGAAACGACCACUUGGAUUCACUCAGGGAGCACAACAUAUCCGAACAGAAGUCCUGAGCUCAUCAUUUUUUUGCUGAGCUCUGAGAAAGAGACACUAAUAGAGCACCGAGUUUCAUAUUCAAGACCUCAUAUAACCCAGUAGUUGCUUUGUCAGCUACAGACCAUUUUGUGAAGCUCUAAUAUUGUGGAAAUUCAACGUAUAUGGUAAUAUCUGGCAGUUUAAAUGAGGUUAACCAUUGGAGCUGAAAAGCAAUAUCAGCGAGCAUCCUUGCGUAUCAUAAUCAAUUAUGAAUUGGUUUUGCACAGAAUGACCUUUCUUAUAUGUUGUGGACCUGCAGUUUAGUUGUGGUGUUUGUGAGUUUAGAUAUAGUGCUGUGUACUUCACUUUCAGGCAGUGAAAACACACCACCUUCCACUGGUGUGUGAGUGACAUUUAUCUUUUGGUCACGGGACGGCUAUUCUUCCUGUUCUGCAAUUACAGUAUCACUGCAAUUAACCUGUCCAGAAAUCAAUCCUGGAAGCAUCCAGAGAGUCCAGGUUUUCAGUCCAAGUUUUUUUUAAAAUUAGAAAACAACAUUCUGAGCUUGCUAUAAAGGACCCAUCUUUAAAGUGUGUUGUGUGUAUGUGAAGUAAUAUUUGCUUUAUUUAAAAUAAUUAAAAAACUUUAAAAACCCCAUUAAGGAUCUCUUCAGUGA
Messenger RNA from Onychostoma macrolepis, 1402 nucleotides. RefSeq names its product LIM domain only 4 (gene lmo4a). Lineage: Eukaryota; Metazoa; Chordata; Actinopteri; Cypriniformes; Cyprinidae. Bases 267 to 764 code for a protein of 165 amino acids. The record is from RefSeq and is a predicted model, not a curated record. The transcript is spliced from 4 exons.